Molecule: messenger RNA, 1209 nt
Organism: Panicum virgatum (switchgrass)
Lineage: Eukaryota; Viridiplantae; Streptophyta; Magnoliopsida; Poales; Poaceae
Exons: 2
Coding region: 1-1209 (402 amino acids)
Source: RefSeq, a predicted model, not a curated record
AUGGCGCUCUCGCCGAGCCACUCCGGCGUCUCCUCCUCUUCUGAUGAUGAAGCACCACCCGCUGCUCCCGCCUCCUUUUCAGUGAUCCAGGGCGUCUCCAUUCGCCAUCAUGUCCCUGUCAUCCUCGACAUGGAUGAGGGCAACUAUGGCCAGUGGUGCCUCUUCUUCGACUCCACGCUCGGUAAGUUCGGUCUCCGGAGUCACGUCCGCAACACCACUCCGACUGUUGACCGCGACGGCGAGUGGCGCAUGGUGGAUUCCUGCGUCAUCAACUGGAUCCUCGCCACCGUCUCGUCGGCCAUCUUCGACAUGGUGCAUCACGAUCGCAACGAUGACUUUCUCCUGUGGCACACGAUCGAGGGGCUGUUCCGCAACAACGAACUGCAGCGCACCGUUCUCCUCGAGACCGAGCUGCGUUCCCUGCAACAAGGCGACAUGUCCAUCAACGACUACUGCACCAAGCUGAAGCGCCUUGCCGACAAGCUGCGCGACAUCGGCCAUCCCGUCUCCGAGCCGAGCCAAGUUCUCAAUCUUCUGUGUAGCCUCAACCCUCGCUACCGCUACGUCAAGCCCGUCAUCACCUCCAAGUACCCUUCGCACACCUUCCAGAGUGCCCGCUCCUUCCUUGUUCUUGAGGAACUCGGUGCCCAACAUGAUGCCAAUGCUGAGGCCGGCCAAGCUCUCACCGCAACCCAUGGUGACUCCUCCAACACUGCUCCCACCGGUGCCCAGGGCGGCUCGUCUUCUUCUUCUUCAUCCCGCUCCAACACUGGUGGUGGCAACACUCGAUCCAACAACCGCUCCGAUCGCCGCCGUGGCCGCGGUCGUGGCAACAACUCCGGCAGCGGCGACGGCCAACGCUCCAACACCUCCUCCGGCAACAACACCCAGACCGCACUGUGGGCCGCGGGCUACAACCCCUGGCAGGCCAUGGUACAGGCCUGGCCAAUGCCCUUCCGUGUGCCAGGAGCCGGUGUUUUGGGUCCCCGACCACCCUUCCAGCCCCAGCAGGCCAUGACGGUGGCGCACCAGCCCACCUCGUCUUCCGGCGGUGCCUUUGACACCAGUGGCCUCUACGCCGCCCUCCAGUCUGCCGGCGUACAGCAUCAACCCCCGAGCGCCACUGACUGGUACUUCGACACCGGCGCGUUGUCACACAUGUCUUCUUCCCCUGGAUCUUCCUUCCAGGGUGGAGAUGCUCCAAUGUGA